CCAUCCCUUCCUUGUUUGGAAGUGUAAUGGGCGGCACCAUAUGGGUGUGGAUCUAUAAAUCUAGUGGAUCACAGCAGUCCGACUAGGCUGGAACGGUCCUCUGCUUGAACUCAGCUCACAUACAACAAGAAACAUGAACAAAGUCUUUCUCGGAAUCUUUGCAGUUGCUCUUUAUUUUGCAGUGGGUCAGGCGCUGCAGUGUUAUGAGUGUAAACUGGGUUUCUGGAAUCUUUGCAUUACAAGCAAAAAGACAUGUGAUGCUGGAGAGCACUGCUUCAGCGGGGUAGGGAAAGCUGGUGGAUUAGUGGAUAUCAAGAUGAAAGGAUGUCUUGAAGUGUCCAAAUGCAACAAAACUGAACAGGUGAAUUUCCCAUCCAACUCAAGCACCAACAUAUAUGCCAUGAUGAAGACGUGCUGCUCUACUGACCUGUGUAACUCGGCUCCAGCUCACUUUCACAUGUCUGCUGUCAGCAUGGCCUCCGCUACCAUCAGCUCUGUCUUCAUGGUCAAAUUCCUCAUUUGAGGAGGAUUAUUUUAGCUCACACAUUAUAAAUACACAGCAUCACUGAGCAAAUCAUGUAUACUAAACAAGCCAAAUUAAUUUGUUGCAAAAUAAUUUAUGGAUUGAAUACUCAAGAAAGGUCACACACUGGAAUUUGAAAAGUUUUUAGUAGAUUGCCCAGUAGUAAUAAUUUCAACAUACCAUCAAGUUAACACUUUUUCUACAUAGAAACAUAGCAUGAAUUUAUUGAAUAUCAGCAAUGAAGACCAUUCUGGCUAUAGAUACAGUAAGCACCUCACCCUAGAGGUCUACACGGGUCCAAAAAGACCCCCGUAAAUGUGCUACACUGAACCGACCCGGACCCGUCUGUUAUUUUGAAAGUUGCAGAAUCGAGAAAUCUCAAAAAUGUACUACCCGGAACCGACGCAGCUUGUCAAUUAUUUGAAAGCUGGACCCGAACCCGGCCGGGAAGACACAGACCCGACUGGACCCGAUCGCCACGUCUUCCACAGCAAAUUGCUAUUAACAAAUGGAUAAACAAGUUGCGAAAAUUAAACUUUUUGUCUUACCUAAUAUAAGAAGCCUUCUCCCUUGUACCUGACUGUGAUGUACACAAUCCUCCUUGCCAAGAAAGUUCCAUCCAUGUUACUCCUCUCUUGCCGCUUGAAAUGCUUAAUCCACUCAUUAUUCCAGCUUCAAAAGUCCACUUGCUGUCACGGUGACGGAUGACAAAUGCGACUUGUGCCAUGGCAGCUGAUGUUAGCUUUACUUAUUUGCUAUCAUCUCUGUGCUCUCUGAGCCGAGACUGAGCAAAAAUAACAACGAGAUGGUUAUUUUUUA
Cyprinus carpio (common carp) is the source of this 1342-nucleotide messenger RNA. RefSeq names its product prostate stem cell antigen-like. Gene Ontology annotation, cellular component: membrane. Lineage: Eukaryota; Metazoa; Chordata; Actinopteri; Cypriniformes; Cyprinidae. The record is from RefSeq and is a predicted model, not a curated record. Gene Ontology annotation, molecular function: transmembrane receptor protein serine/threonine kinase activity.